Messenger RNA from Merops nubicus (carmine bee-eater), 1213 nucleotides. Its product is annotated as voltage-dependent T-type calcium channel subunit alpha-1I-like. Gene Ontology annotation, biological process: calcium ion import; membrane depolarization during action potential; calcium ion transmembrane transport. The transcript is spliced from 7 exons. Lineage: Eukaryota; Metazoa; Chordata; Aves; Coraciiformes; Meropidae. Gene Ontology annotation, cellular component: plasma membrane; voltage-gated calcium channel complex; neuron projection. The record is from RefSeq and is a predicted model, not a curated record. Gene Ontology annotation, molecular function: low voltage-gated calcium channel activity; voltage-gated sodium channel activity. The annotation marks the transcript as partial.
AUGAUGGUGAUCCUGUUAAACUGUGUUACCCUGGGGAUGUACCAGCCCUGUGAAGAUAUGGACUGCCUUUCUGACAGGUGUAAAAUCUUGCAGGUAUUUGAUGAUUUCAUCUUCAUCUUCUUUGCCAUGGAAAUGGUCUUAAAGAUGGUGGCCCUGGGGAUCUUUGGCAAGAAGUGUUACCUUGGAGAUACCUGGAACCGCCUGGAUUUCUUCAUCGUCAUGGCUGGAAUGGUGGAGUAUUCCCUGGAUCUCCAAAACAUUAACUUGUCUGCCAUCCGCACUGUCCGUGUCCUGAGGCCCCUGAAAGCCAUCAACCGUGUGCCUAGCAUGCGCAUCCUUGUGAACCUGCUGCUGGACACCUUGCCCAUGCUGGGGAACGUCCUCCUCCUCUGCUUCUUUGUCUUCUUCAUCUUCGGCAUCAUCGGGGUGCAGCUCUGGGCCGGGCUGCUCCGCAACCGCUGCUUCAUGGAGGAGAACUUCACCAUACAAGGUGACAUUGUCCUGCCUCCUUAUUACCAACCCGAGGAAGACGACGAGAUGCCCUUUAUCUGCUCGCUGUCAGGAGACAAUGGAAUUAUGGGCUGUCAUGAGAUACCCCCACUAAAGGAACGAGGCCACGAGUGUUGCUUGGACAAGGAUGAUUAUUAUUACUACAAUUCAGUCCGACAGGAGUUCAACAUCAGUGGCAUGUGUGUGAACUGGAACCAGUACUACAACGUGUGCCGCACAGGCAACGCCAACCCUCACAAGGGUGCCAUCAACUUUGACAACAUUGGGUAUGCCUGGAUUGUCAUCUUUCAGGUGAUCACACUGGAAGGGUGGGUGGAGAUCAUGUACUACGUGAUGGAUGCCCAUUCCUUCUACAAUUUUAUCUACUUUAUCUUGCUGAUAAUCGUCGGCUCCUUCUUCAUGAUCAACCUGUGCCUGGUGGUCAUCGCCACGCAGUUCUCGGAGACCAAGCAGAGGGAGCAUCAGCUGAUGCAGGAGCAGAGGGCACGCUACCUCUCCUCCAGCACCGUCGCCAGCUACAUGGAACCAGGAGACUGCUACGAGGAGAUCUUCCAAUACGUGUGCCACAUCGUGCGCAAGGCCAAGCGCCGCACCCUGGGGCUCUACAACAGCCUGCAGAGCCGGCGCCAGGGCGGCCAGCCUGGGGGUGCCCAGCUGGGCACGGGCAGCAGGAGCCAUGGGCACUACAGUAAGGAUGGUGUGG